This is a messenger RNA of Carcharodon carcharias (great white shark), 3010 nucleotides long. Its product is annotated as short transient receptor potential channel 5-like. Gene Ontology annotation, biological process: regulation of cytosolic calcium ion concentration; calcium ion transmembrane transport; manganese ion transport. The transcript has 10 exons. Gene Ontology annotation, molecular function: store-operated calcium channel activity; inositol 1,4,5 trisphosphate binding; protein binding. The record is from RefSeq and is a predicted model, not a curated record. Gene Ontology annotation, cellular component: membrane; cation channel complex. Lineage: Eukaryota; Metazoa; Chordata; Chondrichthyes; Lamniformes; Lamnidae. The coding region runs from base 1 to 2979 and encodes 992 amino acids.
AUGGCCCAGCAGUACUACAAAAAGGUCAACUAUUCUCCAUACAUAGAUCGGAUUCCAUUGCAGAUAGUGCGGGCAGAAAAUGAACUCUCGCUGGAGGAAAAAGCUUACCUGAAUGCAGUGGAAAAAGGGGACUAUGCAACAGUGAAGCAGGCUCUGGAGGAAGCUGAAAUCUACUUUAAUAUUAAUAUCAACUGCACAGAUCCUCUGGGACGGAGCGCACUCCUCAUAGCAAUUGAAAAUGAAAACUUGGAGAUCAUGGAGCUGCUCCUGAGUUUUAGUAUCUAUGUGGGGGAUGCGUUGCUCUACGCCAUACGAAAGGAGGUUGUUGGAGCCGUCGAGCUUCUGCUGCAUUAUAGAAAACCAAGUGGAGAAAAGCAGGUCCUUCCUUUACUGAUGGAUGCCCAAUUUUCAGAAUUCACUCCAGAUAUUACGCCCAUAAUGCUUGCUGCACAUACCAAUAACUAUGAAAUUAUAAAACUGUUGGUACACGGAGGAGUCUCUAUCCCUCGACCUCACCAAGUCAGGUGCAACUGCGUGGAAUGUGUUUCCAGUUCAGAAGUUGACAGCCUCCGUCACUCGAGGUCACGGCUGAAUAUAUACCGUGCUCUUGCCAGCCCCUCAUUAAUAGCCUUGUCAAGUGAAGAUCCGAUCCUUACAGCCUUUCAACUGGGUUGGGAACUGAAGGAGCUCAGCAAAGUGGAGAAUGAGUUCAAAGCUGAAUAUGAAGAGCUGUCACAGCAGUGCAAGCACUUUGCCAAAGACCUGCUGGAUCAGGCUCGAAGUUCCAGGGAACUGGAGAUCAUAUUGAACCACAGAGAUGACCAAAGUGAUGAGUUAGAUCCCCAAAAAUGCCAUGAUCUAGCCAAACUAAAGGUAGCCAUCAAGUACCAUCAGAAAGAGUUUGUUGCUCAGCCAAAUUGCCAACAAUUACUGGCUACGUUAUGGUAUGAUGGAUUCCCAGGCUGGCGUCGCCAUCACUGGGCAGUCAAGCUCCUAGCCUGCAUUACCAUCGGGUUUCUAUUUCCAAUACUUUCCGUGGUUUAUCUGGUGGCACCAAAGAGCAGGCUGGGACUGUUCAUUCGGAACCCUUUUAUUAAGUUUAUCUGCCACACAGGCUCCUACUUGACGUUCCUUAUCCUGCUGUUGUUGGCAUCUCAGCACAUUGUCAAGACAGAUCUUCACAUGCAGGGGCCACCACCAACUAUUGUCGAGUGGAUGAUAUUACCAUGGGUUUUAGGUUUUAUAUGGGCUGAAAUCAAAGAAAUGUGGGAUGGUGGGUUUACUGAAUAUGUACAUGACUGGUGGAACCUGAUGGACUUUGCAAUGAAUUCCUUGUAUUUAGCCACUAUCACACUGAAGAUUGUUGCCUAUGUGAAGUACAAUGGCUCACGCCCUCGUGAGGAGUGGGAGAUGUGGCACCCAACGCUGAUUGCAGAAGCCCUGUUUGCAAUAGCCAAUAUCUUCAGCUCCCUUCGUUUGAUCUCGCUUUUCACUGCGAACUCUCACCUGGGACCACUACAGAUUUCGCUGGGCCGCAUGCUCCUUGAUAUCCUCAAGUUCCUCUUCAUUUAUUGCCUGGUGCUGCUCGCAUUUGCAAAUGGACUGAAUCAGCUGUACUUUUACUAUGAGACCAGCACUUCUGAAGAGCCCAAUAAUUGCAAGGGAAUACGGUGUGAGAAGCAAAACAAUGCUUUCUCAACAUUAUUUGAGACAUUACAAUCCCUAUUCUGGUCAGUUUUUGGUCUUUUGAAUUUGUACGUCACCAAUGUGAAAGCUCGGCAUGAGUUUACAGAGUUUGUUGGAGCCACCAUGUUUGGAACUUACAAUAUCAUCUCCUUGGUUGUCUUGCUCAACAUGCUGAUCGCCAUGAUGAAUAACUCUUACCAGCUCAUUGCAGACCAUGCUGACAUUGAAUGGAAAUUUGCCAGAACUAAACUUUGGAUGAGUUAUUUCGAUGAAGGUGCAACUCUUCCACCUCCUUUCAACAUCAUCCCCAGCCCAAAGUCUGUCUGGUACCUCUGUAAAUGGCUGCACUCUCACAUCUGUCCAAGCAGAAAUUCGGAGAAUGAGCAAAAGCGCGAGAAUCUCAGGGAAUUUACAGAACGUCAUGCGGAUGACUUGAUCCAAAACCAACACUACCAGGAGGUUAUUAAAAAUUUAGUGAAAAGAUACAUUGCAGCUAUGAUCAGAAGUGCCAAAACUGAUGAAGGACUUACAGAAGAGAACUUCAAGGAACUGAAACAGGAUAUCUCCAGUUUUCGCUAUGAGGUUCUUGACCUUUUAGGAAACAGAAAAUCGUCUCGAAGAACAUAUUCUACCAGCAGCGAUGGGAUGCAAAUAGGAGACUUGGAGGAAGAUAGUGCAGAAGAAAUGAAAAAAAUCGUGUCAUUCAAUUUGGCAGGUGAAAACAAUGACAGGAAGAAGCUCAAAAUGAACUCUUUCAGUGUUUCAGCUCUAAUCAAAUCAGUUUCUGGAAUUGACAUUAAUGAAGAGAAAUCGAAAAAUAAUAGACUGAGUAAGCAACCUUCAUCAGUCAGAAAUGGCAAUCGAUUCCAGAGAUACCCAAACUCUAAGAAGGAUUCUUUUAAAAGGCUUGGCCUCUUGUUUAGCAAGAUGAAUGGGCAACUCUCUGAACCAAGUCCAGAGCCUGUGUCAAGCAUUUCUGAUGGACUACUUCAAGCACACAAUGUGUGGCAGGACUUCAAGUAUUCCCAAAUUUCCAGUCCUAACCAUAUAACAAAGAGUGAGAGUAGUCUUAAUGCAGUUGGUCUUAACGAGGUGAACAGAAGAAACAGAAUUGAUAGCCAUUGUUCAGCUAACCAUAAUGACUCCUUUAAUUGCUCUUCCAAUAUCAGCACCUCCAAUAACAAACUCAUUGACUCAUCAAGUGAUGUCUUUGACUCCUGGGGGGAUGCCUGUGACUUGCUAAUGACCAGAUGGAACAGUCGUCAAGAGGACUGUGUAACAACUCAGUUAUAAUAGCAUAAUAUAUCUAGAUACUACUUUAUCA